Messenger RNA from Labeo rohita (rohu), 1017 nucleotides. RefSeq lists its product as uncharacterized. The coding region runs from base 163 to 1002 and encodes 279 amino acids. The record is from RefSeq and is a predicted model, not a curated record. NCBI's taxonomy places the organism in Eukaryota, Metazoa, Chordata, Actinopteri, Cypriniformes, Cyprinidae. The transcript is spliced from 7 exons.
AUUUUGAAAUGAAAUAGUCUUGAAGGAAACCCACCUGUGAGGAAGUUGCUUGCGUUGCAGUCUGUCAAUAUUUACAUGACAUUUAAGCCUGGUCAGAGAAACGUCUCUACGCGCUAAUUAAAUGAAGGUAAUUAAUGGUGGUGUCUUCACUCCUGGUGCAUUAUGGGUCAGUGGAGGCCUUUGUCUAACCUGAGAGAUCAGGUAUCUCGACGCCCUCCUGUGGUUGUGUUCUUCCUCAGUCUGCUAAUUCUCUCCAUCACUUUUGUCUCCACUGGACUUUACACUCAGAAUCACGACAUCAAGAACCCUGACAUAAGCAUAGACUGGAACGGGGUUCUGGGUUCUAUCGCGGGUUUUAAGUUCUGCACACAUCUGAAUGACACAGACGCACCCCCAGAGGAAGACUCUCCCCGAAUGGUGGAGCACUCAGAUAGGACCAAUAUUUCCACAAGUAGUGCUCAUGUUUCCUUACUAGUGCCGCUGGCGUUUAUAGGGGACGUCCCAGCUAAUACUAUCAUAAGUGCCACAAUGUUGGGCAGCCAGCUGGGCAUGAAAGGUGCUGCAGCGAAAGCAUCUGUCAAUAUAUCUUUGCUCCUGCACGCUGACGUUUCCGAUAAUAAAACUCCUGCUGGGACGCAAACCAGUCGACCCCUGACCUGUCUUCAUUUCACCGCCCUAACCCAUGUUCUCCCUCAAACGCCGUCACCUCCAGAAUGCCCAGUCGCAGAGAACAAUGACAAGAGCGCUUCACCUGUCAGGGCUGUUGCUGUAGAGUCAUACAAGCACAAUUCUCCACACUGCUUCAGUCUGGAGUACACACCAGAUCCACACCUGACGGUCCUGCUCACUAAGGAUGAAAAAGCCUUGUGCAGGUAUCACCUGUUGCUGGUCAGUGUUGCUCUGCUGAUUAUCUGUGUCCUUAUGAGUCUCUGUGGAACGUUUUCUUCACGUUCACGGUAUUACCAGAAUGACCUUCAAAAGGAUUCCCUGCUGAGCCAAUGAGAAAUGUCUACAGAA